This is a messenger RNA of Nestor notabilis (Kea), 819 nucleotides long. RefSeq names its product aldehyde dehydrogenase family 3 member B1-like. Gene Ontology annotation, biological process: aldehyde metabolic process. The transcript is spliced from 6 exons. The annotation marks the transcript as partial. NCBI's taxonomy places the organism in Eukaryota, Metazoa, Chordata, Aves, Psittaciformes, Psittacidae. Gene Ontology annotation, molecular function: aldehyde dehydrogenase (NAD+) activity. The record is from RefSeq and is a predicted model, not a curated record. Gene Ontology annotation, cellular component: cytoplasm.
AUGGCUCCUUGUCCUCAGCCACCCUUUGAAGCUGAACUGACCGAGAUCCUCCUGUGCAAGAACGAGCUCCACGAGACCCUGAACAACCUGUGCCACUGGAUGAAGGACAAGCACGUGGAGAGGAACAUGGCGACGCGGCUGGACUCGGCCUUCAUCCGCAAGGACCCCUAUGGGGUGGUGCUCGUCAUGGGGCCCUGGUGCUGCCCCAUCAACCUCCUCCUGGGGCCUCUCAUUGGGGCCAUCGCUGCUGGUAACUGUGUUGUCAUCAAACCCUCGGAGAUGACCAAGAACGUUGAGAAACUCAUGGCUAAAGCGCUGCCCAGUUACCUGGACAGAGACUGCUUUGCCGUGGUGACUGCUGGUGUGCAGGAGACCACCAGGCUGCUGGAGAACAAGUUUGACUACAUCUUCUUCACUGGUAUGUCCCAUGGGCCAGAGCAGAGCCCGGCCUGGGUCUGCCCCCUGGAGGUGCAGGAGAAGCUGCUGCCCGCCCUGCAGAAGGUCAUCACCGAGUUCUAUGGCUCCAACCCUCGGGAAUCGCCUGAUUUCGGACGCAUCGUGGAUGAGAAGGAAUUCCAGAGGCUGCAGAUGCUGCUGCGCAGCGGGAGAGUGGCCAUCGGGGGGCAGAUGGAUGAGAAGGAUCUUUACAUCGCUCCCACAGUGCUGGUGGAUGUGCAGCCCUCAGAUCCCAUCAUGCAGGACACCAUCCUCGGCCCCAUCUUGCCCAUUGUCAAUGUGGCCAACAUGGAUGAAGCCAUUGACUUCAUCAACAGCCGUGAGCGCCCGCUGGCCGUGUAUGUCUUCUCCUCUGACGACAAG